This is a messenger RNA of Danio aesculapii, 1018 nucleotides long. RefSeq names its product gastrula zinc finger protein XlCGF49.1. Gene Ontology annotation, biological process: regulation of transcription by RNA polymerase II. The transcript is spliced from 2 exons. Gene Ontology annotation, molecular function: RNA polymerase II cis-regulatory region sequence-specific DNA binding; DNA-binding transcription factor activity, RNA polymerase II-specific. Bases 61 to 858 code for a protein of 265 amino acids. The record is from RefSeq and is a predicted model, not a curated record. Gene Ontology annotation, cellular component: nucleus. Lineage: Eukaryota; Metazoa; Chordata; Actinopteri; Cypriniformes; Danionidae.
UGAAGCUCUGCAACCAUCAGUGAAAGACAAAGACAGAGUUUAUUGAAGGACAGUGAGAAGAUGAGUGAUCCAGAACCCUGCAGAAUUAAACAGGAAGAGACUGAAGAACUAAUAGACCUGAGUAAAGACGUGAAGGUCCACCCUAAUGUUCAUACCAAGAUGAAGCAGUUUUUAUGCUCUUUUUGUGGAAAGGGUUACAAUCGUCAAGACAAAUUAAGAAAACAUCAGAGCACUCACACUGGAGAGAAACCGUACAAGUGUUCACACUGCGACAAGCGAUUCAGUCAGCCAGAAUAUCUGAAAAAACAUGAGAUGACGCACACGGGAGAGAAACCGUACAGGUGUUCACACUGCGACAAGAGCUUCAGCUUGUUAAAAACACUGAAAACACAUGAGAGGACUCACACUGGAGAGAAACCGUUCACAUGUACUGAGUGUGGGACGAGUUUCUCACAAUUAGCACACCUUAAUCAACACAUGAGGAUCCACACUGGAGAGAAACCACACGAAUGUGAUCAAUGCGGCAAGACAUUUUCAAGGCUUCCAGAUCUGAAGAAGCAUCUUCGAGUUCAUACGAAGGAGAAACCGUAUUCAUGUUCUGAGUGUGGAAAGAGUUUUACGUGGCAAACAAGCUUAAAAUUACAUGAGAAGAUCCACACUGGGGUGAGAGAGUGUGUGUGUUUUGAGUGUGAGAAGAGUUUUAUUACAGCUGGAGACUUGAAACGACACCAGAGGAUUCACACUGGAGAGAAACCGUAUGUGUGUUCACACUGCAACCAGACUUUUAGACAUUCAGGAAAUCUGAAAUCACAUGAGAUGAUUCACACUGGAGAGUUUCACACAGUUAUCAUACCUUAAUAAGCAUGUCAAAUCUAAGAUUUGUGUAUGUUAGUAAAUUCCGAUUAUUUAUAAGUGAGGUAAGUGUGUACACUCAUUCACAAUAAGUGUAAUCGCUCCAUAAAAUGACAGCCUCAAUCACAGAUCCAUGUGUCCUAAAUGCAAAAAACAAAACUAGUCA